Messenger RNA from Lodderomyces elongisporus, 282 nucleotides. RefSeq lists its product as uncharacterized. The coding region runs from base 1 to 282 and encodes 93 amino acids. The transcript has a single exon. The record is from RefSeq and is a predicted model, not a curated record. Lineage: Eukaryota; Fungi; Ascomycota; Pichiomycetes; Serinales; Debaryomycetaceae.
AUGGGUGGUGUUGGGAUAUUUGAUGCUGGUUUUUCGUUUGUGGCGAAACACCACUUGAUUCAGUUGGAGUUGCAGUUGACACUGUCAGUUGUCUUUCCUCUGUGUGCUCUUGUUUCUCUGGUUGCUGAGAUUGCGUUUUCAGUGACUUUGAAUCAGAAUACGCUGCAGGAGUUGCAAAGCUAUUGGCUAGAUGUGGGGAAACAUUCUUCUCGCUCAUCUCAAUCCCUCAAUAUUCUAUAUAUGGGCCUUAGCAACUCAAUUGGAAUAUUGAUUAGUCUUUGA